Schistosoma turkestanicum is the source of this 284-nucleotide messenger RNA. The record is from the annotation of a GenBank genome assembly. Lineage: Eukaryota; Metazoa; Platyhelminthes; Trematoda; Strigeidida; Schistosomatidae.
ACUAACAAUAUGAUCACAUUCCAAUCAAAAUCAGAUGUUGUAAACAGUAAUUCUUUAACAAUAUCAAUUAAAUCAUCAAAAUCAUUAUCGGUUAAAUCGACAAACAAAAAGAACCAAAUACAAUCAAACAUGAAACUAAAGUCAGAUGUUGAUCAUUUGACCUCUGUAAAAAGUAUGCCUAAUUCAUCUCUUCUAGGCUUUGAUACCUCAUCGACAUCAAUCAAUCAACAGCUCUGUCGUUUACCAAGUCGUAAUAGUUUUUUCAAAGAUUCUGUCAUAUCCAG